AUGAGUCUGAAACGACUCAGAAGACAGACUUUUGCAUGCCUUUUCAGUCGCCGAGGAUCUUGCACAUUCUUCGUGGUCUUCAUCUGGUUCCUCUUCUUCCACCUCCCAAGUCCACCUCCCACCCAGAACAAUACCGGCAUGGACAGGCCACCGCCGGAGCACCGAGUACAGGAUAAGGCAACAUUUCGAUACCAGUCCCCUUUUCGACGAAGCCCAGAUACCAAAUACGAGAAACAGCUGUCAAAUUCCCUGGAGAUCAUCGAGAAAGCCGUUAUAGCUCAAAAUCACGGAAACGACAAAGCAGAACACAGAAUAUGGCAGAUCGCAAAAGAUGAAGAGCACAGGGGAUCUGAUUCGACGGCCUUUGAGCAAGUCAAUAAAGACUGGAGUUACACAUUAGUCACUGACCAAAAAGCCAUCGACUUCGUGACCACCGAGCUAUCCUCUAUCCCAGAGAUAGCAUCCGCGUACAAGUCCUAUCCCCACAACGUCCUCCGCGCAGACCUUCUCAGAUACCUGCUUCUCUGGUACUACGGGGGCUUCUACGCCGACAUCGAUGUCUUCCCCGCCAAAUCAAUCAAGACCUGUCCAGCACUCGCGCCAUUCUUCAUGCCCAAAUCCAAUCUGGAAACUCAUCCCAAUGUCUCCUUGGUCGUCGGUAUCGAAGUUGACGAGCCGUACGCUUCACCACAGUUUAUGCAUGACUGGCAUUGGACACGGAGCUAUGGUUUGAUUCAGUAUAUAAUGUAUGCACCACGACGGUUUAGCCCACUGCUCAGAGAGACCAUCAUCCGGGUGUUGGCACAUACGAAGCAAGUAGACGAGCGUCAUGGUGGUCUUUUUCGCAGUCUGGCUUAUGAUGAGAAGACUAUCUUGGGUGUUACGGGGCCUGAUGUCUUUACUGAUGCUAUUCUCGAUACGCUUUCUGCUUCACUUCCUUCCACGCAUCCGCUAGUGCAACAAUCUGUUGCUGCGGAUGCGGAGAUACAGGGGCUCGUGACUUGGGCUCCGUUUCAUAGGCUCAGCGAGCCUCUUUGUGUGCAGGGUGGUGAGGCCUUGCCCCAGGUGGCCAUGGGUGGGCUUUGUGUAUUACCGAUUAGUGUUUGGGGAAAUGGGCAGAGGCACAGUCAGGCUGGGGGUUUUGGCGCUCCUAAUGCAUGCGCAAAUCAUCGGUUUGGGCGGACUUGGAAGAAGGGGUGGUGGGAGUAUAUAUUUGGGUGA
Penicillium bovifimosum is the source of this 1221-nucleotide messenger RNA. RefSeq lists its product as uncharacterized. Gene Ontology annotation, cellular component: mannan polymerase complex. Gene Ontology annotation, molecular function: alpha-1,6-mannosyltransferase activity. The record is from RefSeq and is a predicted model, not a curated record. Gene Ontology annotation, biological process: protein N-linked glycosylation. NCBI's taxonomy places the organism in Eukaryota, Fungi, Ascomycota, Eurotiomycetes, Eurotiales, Aspergillaceae. The coding region runs from base 1 to 1221 and encodes 406 amino acids. The transcript is spliced from 2 exons.